AUGUAUGAAGAUCGACAGUCAAGCGAUGAUGAUUCCAGUGAUAAAGAACCCCAGAGGAUAACACAAAAUGUUAAAAAGAAAUACGAGCAGAAAUUUUGCAAUAGUUGGCUUACAGAAGGAAAAUUUAAAGAUUGGAUUGAAGCGAAACAUGAAGGCACUCGUAUGCCUUUCUGUAAAGUGUGCAAGGUUAAAUUAUCAUGCUCAAAAACUGCGUUGUCGAGACAUUUAGAAGGGAAAAAGCACCAAGAAUUAUUUAAAAUGCACGCAGAUCUGACGAAGUCUCAUACACGUAUCGGAACUUUUAUGAAUGGUUUUUCGCGUGAUGCAGUUGAGAAACUCAAAAUCAAACUGUCCAGUUUUAUUGUAGAACACAAUCUUCCAAUAAGCUUGAGUGAAGAUUUGUUAGCCCUAUUAACCAGUUUGUUUCCACAUGAUAAGACUGCAAACAUUAUUCGUCAGGUACUAGGGUUUAAUGUUAUUAAAGAGUCCAUUGAAGAUUUAAGAUCACGGAAAUUUUCCCUGAUUAUUGAUGAAACAACAGAUCGUACCUGUAAAAAUCAGCUAGCUAUUCUUGUUACAUACUUCAAUCCAGAUACAUUUCAAAUGGAAAAUGAUUUAAUUGACAUUGUACAACUUGAAGAUGGCAAGGCUGACACAAUUUACCAAGCUAUAUUGAGAUGCUUUAAUGAUAAGGAUAUUCCAAUGACCAAUAUUAUUGGAUUCUGUGCAGAUACAUGCAAUGUGAUGUUUGGCAAGUAUCAUUCUGUUUCACAGCUAUUAGUUAAAAAUCAUCCAUGGAUUAUACCAGUGAAAUGCUCUUGUCAUAUGAUUCACUUAUGUGCUUCCCGUGCAUCUUUACAGUUGCCUAAGUCACUAGAGGAUUUGUGCCGAAAUAUAUAA
Messenger RNA from Dendronephthya gigantea, 900 nucleotides. RefSeq lists its product as uncharacterized. Bases 1 to 900 code for a protein of 299 amino acids. The record is from RefSeq and is a predicted model, not a curated record. The transcript has a single exon. Lineage: Eukaryota; Metazoa; Cnidaria; Anthozoa; Malacalcyonacea; Nephtheidae.